Messenger RNA from Carassius carassius (crucian carp), 1293 nucleotides. RefSeq lists its product as uncharacterized. The coding region runs from base 82 to 777 and encodes 231 amino acids. NCBI's taxonomy places the organism in Eukaryota, Metazoa, Chordata, Actinopteri, Cypriniformes, Cyprinidae. The record is from RefSeq and is a predicted model, not a curated record. The transcript has 4 exons.
CAUCACAUGACUGUACGUCAUCGACAUCCAACUUUCAUUUCAAGUGUUGUAUGGGAAUGAAAACUCCGAAAACUCUGAAAAAUGGGAUGUUUUUUCUCCUCUCCCGAUCGAGACGUUGAGAGAGAACCUUUGCUUCAGUCCAGCAAUAGAACACAAACACUAUCUGCAAGACCACCACGACCAGCAGCUAAUGCAGAUGGAGUUCAGAAGAGCGGCAGAUUUACAGCUCGUCAUGUUGGCGUUCCGGGCCUCGAUGAGCGUUUUACUGACGUUGCUGAUACUUUCAACAAACAGCAGGAGCAUUAUGAAACAAUGAAGAACAAUCUUCAGACUCUCGCAAGCCACUACCACUGCCCAAAUGAUGACAGUCUGUCUCAAUGCCUGAAGAAAAUCAAGGAGAAACAUGAGCUGUGCCACAUCAGUCUGGAGGUCAAAGGAUACGACUUCAGUCUGAUGGUGAGAUCAGACACUGAGAUCCCCGGCGAACUGAAGCAGACGCAGGAGAACGUCACCGAGAUGAGCCGAGCCACCAAAGCCAUCAUCUCCGUCGGCACUAAACUCACCCAAAUGAUCGAAUCUCUUCUGAGAGCCGAGGACAGCAUGAUCAGUCAGGUCGAAGCUACUGAAUCCAGACACCAGGAGCAAAGACGGCUGGUGGAAAACCUGCGGGAAAACCUCAGAGAGGCUCGGAGAGCCAAAGAACUGAGUCCGAAGUACAGGAAAGAAGCUGGGAAUCUCCUCAAUGAGGCUGCAUCGCUCUCUGGAAUCACACCCUGAACUGACUAUCAGCCAGUAUAAAAGAUUUUAUAAUGUUAUACAGUGAAGAGAAGACUUUAUCUCAAAAGUGAGAAGUUGCAAUGGUUCAACUGGAAAAACAGCGGCAGUACAAAUAUGCAUAUAAAAUAAAAACAGAACAUGCAUGUAAUAGGCUACAUAAAAGUGCAUAGAAGUAUCCUAUAAAUAAUAUGCCUCGGCUGAUUUUAAACAUCAUUAUAUAUCUAUACAUUUGUCCAGCAUCAUCUUAUUUAAAAUAUGCAUGCAUGGGCAUAAUAAGAUUUUUUUAACUCAUUUUACUGUCUUGAUGAUUAUAUAUCCUGUUUGAGAACAAAUAGUUUAAUAUUGGAAAGCAUAAUCAAGGGAUUUGUCAUUUUCUAUUAUCUUGAGCACUUUUGUGUAUUUACUUACAUGUAUUUUAGUUUCUGAAAGCACUUGUACUUCAGAAUCAGUCCUCGUCAUGUGAAAAUGAGUUUAUGUGAACACUGAUCCUGAAUCUUGAACACUUUGGCUUUGUAA